ACUUUGACUUUGUUUGAAGCGAUAAACAAGGCGCGGAGAAAUGAAGACGAUGAGAAGAAACAGCUGCAAAAAAAAAAACCACACACAAAUUUGCAGAAAAAACUGUUCGUAAUCGAUCAAUGAAAUAGUUUUUUUUUCUUUUCCUUCUUCAUUAGAUUAUUAUACAAAAUAAAUCUCGAUUUUUCGUGUCACCUCUCAAGAUCUGUUCCAAUUAUCAUCAACGAGAAAGGGAGAAAUAUAAAAUCAAUUUCGAACCGUUGCUGUUUGAAUCGAUAAUCGCAAUUUGGAUCUCCGAUUCCACGAAACCCUAACGAGUUCCGAUGUCUAGGUUCGUUAAUCGAAGAAUCGCUAGAAACGGGAUCCGCGAAUCGGAUCUAAGGUCGGGUUGAGGCUACCCGGAUGAGAGUAACCGGAAUCGAAACGAUAUGAACUGGGGAACAUUGCUCAAGGACUUCAAGGAUAAGGUCGGAUUCGCUGACGCAACCGCCGCCGGCGACGCUUCUUCUUCCCGUGACCUCGUUCUUCCGCCGUCUCCACCCUCACCUUUCACGUCCUCUAGCCACGCCGCCUCUCCUCAGCAUGACCUCAGUUUAUUAUCUCCCACAAGUCGAGAGAAAUAUAACUUGGAGGUGGAGUUUAGGAGACACUGGGAAGACUUCUCUUCAUCCACCUCUGAACAGGAGAAAGAAGCCGCCUUGAAUAUGACUGUGAAUACGUUUUGUACACUAGCCAAGCAGCAUGCCAACAUAGAUCAGUUAGUUACCAUGUUAGUAGAAACACAUGUAUUCUCCUUUGUCAUUGGGAGAGCAUUUGUGACAGAUAUUGAAAAGUUAAAGAUUAGCAGCAAGACAAGGUCACUGGAUGUAGAGAAAGUAAUAGAGUUUUUUUCUCAAGUCACCGAGGAAGGUAUAUGUCACGGUGAAAACCUUUUAACUGCUGUUGAAGUCCUUGUAUCUGGGCACAUUGACAAACAGUCUCUACUGGAUUCUGGGAUAUUGGGUUGUCUGAUACACACUCUCAAUGCGCUUCUAACAUAUAGUGUAGCCAGUGAAGGUGAAAAAUCUGUUAAUUUGGAAGAAAAGUUGGAGGAAAGCGUUAUCCAUAUCAUGAAAGCACUGGCAAGCCAUCCUUAUGCUGCACAGAGUUUGAUGGAAGAUGACUCCCUUCAGUUACUUUUCAAAAUAGUUUCCAGUGGUUCUGUCGUGGCUUUCUCUCAAUACAAAGAAGGUUUAGUUUCAUACCGUAACAUACAGCUUCAAAGACAUGCAAUGCAGAUUCUUGGCCAGCUUCUUGUCAAUGACAAUGGGAGCACAGCAAGCUACAUACGUAAACAUUAUCUGGUAAAGGUUCUCCUAAUGGCUAUCAAAGAUUUUGAUCCAGAUUGUGGGGACUCAGCCUAUACAAUGGGCAUUGUGGAUUUGUUACUUGAAUGUGUGGAACUGUCGUACAGACCUGAAACUGGUGGGGUCAGGCUAAAGGAGGACAUACGAAAUGCACAUGGUUACCAUUUUCUUGUACAGUUUGCCCUGGUUCUGUCUUCCAUGCCAAAAGAUAUAGUUGCUGCCUCUAGUAAUUUAUCUCAACACCACAAUAGUGGUUCGGAUGACUCUGAAAUACAGUCACCCCAUUCAAUGAAUAGUAGGCAGAAUGAUGAGUUUGGAUCACAAAGUUUCUCCCCUUCACUAUCAAGAUUGCUUGAUGUUCUUGUCACCUUGGCGCAGACUGGUCCCGUUGAGUUAUCUGGAGGAAGUACCUCACAACUACCUCAAACAAACCCCAGAAGUCAAACACCGUCUGAUAGCAAUCUGUAUAAUGAGACAUGGGAACAAGGAAGUGGUAAAGUAAAAGACCUUGAAGCUGUCCAAAUGUUGCAAGAUAUCUUUCUGAAAGCAGAGAACAAGGAUCUUCAGGCUGAAGUGUUGAACCGAAUGUUUAAAAUAUUCUCAAGCCAUAUGGAAAACUAUAGAAUGUGCCAAGAACUAAGGACUGUUCCACUUCUCGUGCUGAAUAUGGGUGAUUUUCCUUCCUCACAGCAAGAGAUAAUCCUCAAAAUUCUUGAAUAUGCUGUCACAGUUGUAAACUGUGUUCCAGAGCAAGAGCUGUUGUCACUCUGUUUCUUGCUUCAACAGCCAAUCAAUUCUGAGUUGAAGCAUACCAUACUUUCUUUCUUUGUAAAGCUGACAUCUUUUGAUGUACAGUACAAGAAAGUCCUAGGUGAAAUUGGUGUUUUGGAAGUCUUACAAGAUGAUCUGAGACAGCACAAACUUCUCAUGGGUCCAGAUCAAUUUAGUGGUGUUUCCAAUCAUUUGAAUCGGAUACCUAGUUCACCUAGCUUCAAACAACACCUAGAUAGUAAGGAUGCCAUCAUUUCAUCACCAAAGCUGAUGGAAUCUGGUUCAGGAAUGUCACCUAUCUUUGAAGUUGAAAGAACUAUUACCGUUGGUUGGGAGUGUAUGACCUCUUUACUAAAGAAAUCUGAAGCUAAUCAGGAAGCUUUUCGUUCUGCCAAUGGUGUGACCGUUAUUCUUCCACUGCUGCUCUCUGAUGACCAUCGUACUGGCGUUUUGCGAGUUUUGUCAUGCUUAAUCACGGAAGACACUAAUCAGGUCCACCAUGAAGAGUUACAAACUGUUAUCGAUGUGUUGAAGAGUGGAGUGGUCACUGGAAUCUCUGGUCAUCAAUACAAUCUUCAUCAUGAAGCCAUAUGUGAUACCAUGGGUGCUCUGUGGCGUAUUCUUGGGGUUAAUGGCUCUGCUCAAAGAGUGUUUGGUGAAGCCACUGGUUUCUCUCUUCUACUGACCACUCUUGAUACGUUCCCGGAAGUAGAAUGCAGGGAUGACUCUCAUUUGAUGGUUCACAUCAAAUUGUUCAAACAUGUAUUGCGCCUCAUGACAUCUGCAGUGUGUGAGAAUGCUGUUAAUAGGGUGAAACUGCACAGUGUCAUUAUAUCUCAGACAUUUUAUGAUAUUUUGGUGGAGUCAGGUUUGAUGUGUGUUGAUCUGGAAAGACAGGUGAUACAACUGUUGUUAGAACUCGCACUUGAAGUUUUGCUUCCACCUUUUCUGACAUCAGAAUCUUUGGCCUCAGCUGAGAUGGCAGAAAGUGAAAAGUCAAGCUUUCUUGUAAAAACCCCAUCUGGGCAAUUUAAUCCUGACAAGCAGAGGAUAUAUAAUGCAGGUGCUAUCAGAGUUCUGAUCCGUUCACUGUUGCUUUUUAGUGCAAAAAUCCAGUUGGAACUUCUGACUCUUUUGGAAAGGCUUGCACGUGCCACCCCAUUCAACCAGGAAAUUCUCACGUCAGCUGGUUGCGUCGAACUUCUGCUGGAGAUUAUCCACCCAUUUCUUCCGAGUUCAUCUCCAUUUCUUUCUCAUGUCUUAAAGAUUGUUGAAGUUCUUGGGGCGUACAGAUUGUCCCCUUCUGAACUCAAAAUUCUUUGUAGAUAUGGUCUGCAAAUGAGGGUUAAGAAUUCAGGUCAGGCGAUAGUUGGUAUGAUGGAAAAGCUAAUUCUCAUGGAAGACACAGGAAUGGAACAUGGUUCCCUGGCUCCAUUUGUAGAGAUGGACAUGAAAAAAACUGGACAUGCUUCUGUUCAAGUGUCCCUGGGAGAAAGAUCUUGGCCUCCUGCUGCUGGUUAUUCAUUUGUUUGUUGGUUCCAGUCUCGAAACUUUUUUGCAACCCAAGGAAAAGUAGCAGGAGAGUAUGAAGCUGGUGGUUCAUCAAAGACGCAGGUUCUGAGUGGGCAGCAAAGUGAACAAAAUGUUUUCCGGAUAUUUUCUAUUGGUGCAAGUAACGAAAGUCCACUCUACGCGGAACUUUAUUUUCAAGAGGAUGAUAUUCUGACCCUUGCCACUAGCAAUUCAAAUUCUUUGUCAUUUUCUGGAUUAGAAACUGAGGAGGGCAAGUGGCAUCACCUUGCUGUUGUCCAUAGUAAGCCUAAUGCUCUUGCCGGACUCUUCCAAGCUAGCAUCGCAUAUGUUUACAUUGACGGAAAACUAAGGCACAUGGGUAAAUUGGGUUAUUCUCCUUCACCUGUUGGAAAAUCAUUGCAAGUAACAAUUGGAACUCCAGCUACGUCUGCCAGGGUAAGCGAUUUGACAUGGAAAAUACGCUCAUGUUAUCUUUUCGAGGAGGUGCUUACAUCAGGCUGCAUUGGUUUCAUGUAUAUUCUUGGUAGAGGGUAUAAAGGUCUUUUUCAGGAUGCAUACCUCUUACGUUUCGUGCCUAAUCAGGCUUGUGGUGGGGGCAGCAUGGCUAUCCUUGACUCGUUAAACACUGACAUACUGUCAUCGUCCAAUAGCCAAAAAUUUGAGGAAAGUAAUAGACAAGGGGAUUCUAAGGCAGAUGGUAGUGGGAUUGUAUGGGAUCUCGAGAGGUUAGGAAAUCUUUCCUAUCAGUUAGCUGGUAAGAAACUUAUUUUUGCAUUUGAUGGAACAUGCUCAGAGUUCAUGCACGCGGCUGGAAAUUUUACCCUCCUCAAUCUGGUUGACCCAUUGUCCGCGGCUGCUUCUCCUAUUGGAGGAAUACCACGUUUCGGGCGCCUGGUGGGAAAUGCGACUAUCUGCAGACAAAAUGUGAUUGGCAAUACUAUCCGCCAUGUGGGAGGAAUGGCUGUUGUAAUUGCACUUGUUGAGGCUGCUGAAUCUAGGGAUAUGUUACAUAUGGCUCUUUCAUUGCUUGCAUGUGCCCUUCAUCAGAAUUCUCAGAAUGUAAAGGAUAUGGAAACAUACAAGGGCUAUCAUUUACUAGCUCUGUUUUUACGUCCCAAGAUGGCCCUUUUUGACAUGCAAUGUUUGGAGAUGUUUUUCCAGAUUUCUGCAUGCGAAGCGUUCUUUUCAGAGCCAAAGAAGUUGGAGAGGGGACAGACUACCAUUAGUAUGUCACCUACUAAGAAUAUGCCCGAAAACAAUUAUGAGGAUAUUAGUCUGUCAAAGUUUCAAUCUGAAACUUCUUCAGUUGGAUCUCAUGGAUAUAUGGAUGAUUUUUCAGCGCCC
Raphanus sativus (radish) is the source of this 4991-nucleotide messenger RNA. RefSeq names its product BEACH domain-containing protein A2-like. Lineage: Eukaryota; Viridiplantae; Streptophyta; Magnoliopsida; Brassicales; Brassicaceae. The annotation marks the transcript as partial. The record is from RefSeq and is a predicted model, not a curated record. The transcript has 14 exons.